AGCUCGUGACUGGAUUCAGACUGCACCAUCUCGCCUGUCCCCCCCUGCGUCCCCGGUCCCGGUGGUCUCUUCCCACUCUGUAUACUGCAGCGCAGUAGCUCCAGCUCAGAUCGAGUUCCAGUCCCUCCUGAGCACGCACGCGGCAGCUAAGAGCAGCCAAGCGGGCGGCGCAGGGGAGCGGGCGGAGCGGGCACCAGGACCCGGGCUGGGACCAGGGCAGAGGAGACAGCAGCGGAGACAGCAGCUGAGGCAGCAAGGGCGCCUGACAGCUCGCCUUGCUGCUCUCUGCUGCAGGAACCUUUGGCGUUUGAAGUCCUCACCACCUAGAGGCUGGGCCUGGAAGGAUCCUCGAAUAGCCGGCCACGUCGGCGCAGAGCCUUCAGCCUGGAGAAAAAGGGGAGAGAGCGGUCGGGGAAGCGGGGGCGAGGCCGAAGCCACCGGCCUGUGGAAGCCAAGGACAUGUCGGACAUGCAACAGCAGAUAAGGCCUCCGCUGGUCCAGACUCCCCCGCUGGAAGGUCCACCGCUGCCUGCUCCUGGGGUGCUGAUGCUUCACCCACCCCCACCACCUCCUCCUCCACCUCCGGGAGCCUCGAUAGCCGAGCAGCCGACACUGACUCCCGGAGUCCUGAUGGUGCACUCAUCUGCUACCGCCGUGGUGCACCCUCCUCCUCCAGGCACGCCGCUGGCCCACCCACCCCCUCCUCCGGGAGCACCAAUGUCUCUUGGUCCACCUCCGGGGACGCCCCUGGCGCAUCCCCCCCCUCCUGGAACCCCCUUAGUGCACCCACCACCUCCGGGGACCCCACUGGCACCCCCUCCACCUCCUGGUACUCCACUGACGCACCCUGUCCCAGUUGGAACACCGAUGGUCCACCCCCCCCCUCCGGGCCCCCCAAUAGGCCAGCCUACUGCUCCGGGAGUCCUGAUGGCCCAGCCACUGGCCCCAGGGGUCCUGAUGGUUCAGCCAACUGUUCCAGGGGGUCCAAUGAUCCAGCCACCACCUCCGCCGCCACCUCCGGGACCCCAGAUGGUCAAGCAGCCCUGCCCUGGAGUCCUGAUGAUUCACCCUCCUCCACCACCACCUCCUCCGCCGGUUCCGAGAGCUCCCAUCGCCCAGACUGUGGCCACAGGAGCGCCUAUGGUGCAGCCAUCGGCCCCACCUGCGCAGGCACUGGCUACCUGGGGCCCCCCGGCUCAGCCACUGAUCCUGCAAAUCCAGUCUCAGGUGAUAAGGGCUCCUCCUCCGCCGGUACCCCAGGGCCCACAAGCCCCUCCAGCACAGCUGUCCACACCCCCAGGUUGGCAGCCCACUUCACCAGGCUGGCAGGCCCCUCCACAAGGCUGGCAGGCCGCUCCGCUGAGCUGGCAAACCACACAGGUCACAUGGCAGCCUCCAACAAUCACCUGGCAGGCGCCACCACCAGUGCGCCAGGGCCCACCGCCCAUCCGGCCAGGCCCACCGCCCAUUCGGCCUGGGCCCCCACCUGUGCGACAGGCCCCACCUCCGAUCCGUCAAGCACCUCCGCUAAUCAGACAGGCGCCACCGCCUAUCCGGCCAACCCAGGUUCUGGCCGCCCCGCAGCAGCUCUGGCAGACGCUGCCACCUCCUCCGCCGCUGCGACAGGCACCUCAGGCAAGGCUGCCCGCACCUCAAGUGCGGGCAGUGCCAGCCAUGCCCUCGGCUCCACCUGCAUCCCAGGUGCCUAACACUUCUCCCACGGGCCCACAGGCACCCCCAGCCACCAUAUCUGUCCCACUGUCCAGCCCUCGGGUGGCCCAUUGCCCUCCCAUCAUUUGGCAGGCCCCAAAAGGCCAGCCCCCAGUGCCACAUGAGCUACCAGCGUCCAUGGAGUACCAGGAAGUGAACCAAGCCCAGGCCAUUGCCUGGCAGGGUCCAAAGGCCCCGGGGCAGUUAUGGCAGUCCCUGCACAACCAGGAAGGACAGAGGCAGGGCCCACCAGUCAUCCAGGUCAAGCAGCCCUUUCAGGGGGUCCCGGCCUCACAGAAGGCCACCACCCAGCAGACCCAGCCCAUGGGCCCACAAGCAGAGCUGUCCACCAUGCAAGUCCAGGGCUCCCAGCAAGCCCCCACUGCAUCCACUCAGCCUCAACCCGGGGCCCCUUUAGCUACAUCCACUUUCCCCCUGGGCUCCACUAAAUCACUCCUGACUCCUCCAGGAGAACCCAAGGCUUCUUCAGUAGAGCGCAGAGCCACCACGAAGGAACGCAAGGCCACCCUGAAGGAACGCAAGGCCACCUCGAAGGAUCGCAUGAUGUUCGCCACCUCCUUCUCUGCCCCCAGGGCAGCAUCAUCUGCCCGCGCUUACCCCUCUCCCGCCUGGAGAAGCUUGCCUGCUGCUGCAGCAAACACCUACACUGCCGCCUCAAGGGCCUUCCCAGCUACCUCCCAGUUCCAGCCUGCCUCUUCGAACGCCUUCACGGGUCCGUCUGCCAGCUCUGAGACCCCCAAGUCACUGCCACUCGCUCUGCAGGAUCCAUUCACCUGCGGGGAGGUUCUGCCUGCCGUGCCAUGGGUACCACAGCCCAGCGCCAAUGCACCCAUGGCAUCCAGGGCAGCACCCACCAUCUUGAUGGCCACAACAGCAGCACCCGCUCCCCAGGCGAUGGCCACCAUUCAAGAGGCUUCGAAGACCACAGCUGAACCCACCCGUCGCAAAGCCACCCGGAAGAAGAAGCAUCUGAACACUGAUGAGGAGGACUGUCGUGGGCACCGGAUGAGCCGACGUGACUGGGAGGGACCCCAGGACUGGGACACUCAGAAUUUGCAUGAAUGGGAGGGUCCACCCCCUGCUUACAUUCGGGGAAACUGGGAGAACCCAAACACUGGUGGUUUGGGUGGCUGGGAGGGAGCUAGCACCUCCAGGGUCCUGAGCGGCUGGGAAGGUCCCAACACUAAUUGGCUUUUGAGAGCCUGGGGGGAACCCAGCACAUCUUGGGCCCCCAGUCUUUGUGGUGACACCCCCUGCAGCUCCCAACCCUUCCCCAUCUCUGGGUUUGCCAAUCUCUCCCAGGGGUCUGGUGCCACCCAGGAUGAGCCCCAGCAGGCGACUCAGACCUCAUCCCCCCUGGAUGAGAGAGCAAAUGCUUUGGUGCAGUUCCUCUUGGUCAAGAACCAAGCUAAGGUGCCCAUCAGGCGCUCAGAGAUGGUGAAGUUCAUCAUCCGUGAAUACAAAGAUGAGUGCUUAGACAUCAUCAAUCGUGCCAACAUUAAGCUACAGUAUGUUUUUGGCUAUCAGCUGAAAGAAAUCGAUCCUCAGAAUCAUGCUUACAUUCUUGUGAACAAGCAGGGGGGUCCUAGUGGGGAGACAAGUACCCCUCAGGUAGAGAAGCCCCAGGUGGGCCUCCUGAUGGUGGUCUUGAGCUUCAUCUUCAUGAGAGGUAGUUACACCAGAGAGGACCUGAUCUCUCGCUUCCUGGGCAAGUUAGGGUUGGAUAAGGGAGAGAGAGAUGGUCUCUUGGGAAAUACUAAGAAGUUUCUUGCCAAACUGAGACAGAAGUAUCUAGAAUCAAGGUACACUCCUUUUACUGAGCCAACAGAAGACGAACUCCUCUGGGGACCCCAGGAACUCCUGGAAACUAGCAAGACGCUUGCGCUCAAGUUUUUGACCAAGCUCCAAAAGAAUGAUCCUUUGUACUGGCCCUUCCAGUAUUCUGAGUCCGUGACAGGAGGCCAGUCUGGGGAACAGGGAGAGGAUGAGGAUGAGGAUGAGGAUGAGGAUGAGGAUGAGGCUGACUCUGGUGAUCACACCCAUGACCCCACCAGCAACCCCCCUUCCCGCUAAUGAAAUUCAGCAGCUUUCCCUCUCUUGUUGUCACUUUUGUGUCCUGGCCAAAGGCCACUUGACAAAGUGGGGGUGGGGGGUGGGGGGCGGGGGGCAGGGCGGGGUGUUUCAUUAUUGGUGUUUGUGUUCCAGUUUUCUAGCUCUCUAUCUCCCCUUCUCUCUCUCUCUCUCUCUCUCUCUCUCGUGAGUGUAUGUGUGUGUGUGAAUUCAGAUUUUCAAACACUUGGUUCUGUACCUGCCAAAGCUUUGUACCUUCUCAUGUGGUGUUGAGUUCAAUUGGCUACUGUUCUCUUGAGUAUUUUUGGCUUCUGUAUUAUUAAGUGAGAGCUGUGAUUCUCUGUAUUUGUGAGCGUGUGUAUUCUUACUUGUUCUGUUUUGGUAUCAAGAAUUGUGCUGGCUUUUGUGACAUGAAUUGAAAAGCGGUCCAUCUCAUGCUGGUACAAAUCAUGUAGCGUUGAAGUAGUGUGUUCUUUGAACGUUAAAAUGACUCAUCUGUAAAACCUGUCUGCAGAGAAAUAAAUAUCUAUAUCUAUAUAAUAAAUAUAAUUUCAG
Messenger RNA from Erinaceus europaeus (western European hedgehog), 4356 nucleotides. RefSeq names its product MAGE family member L2 (gene MAGEL2). Gene Ontology annotation, cellular component: nucleus. Lineage: Eukaryota; Metazoa; Chordata; Mammalia; Eulipotyphla; Erinaceidae. Gene Ontology annotation, biological process: negative regulation of transcription by RNA polymerase II. Bases 460 to 3804 code for a protein of 1114 amino acids. The record is from RefSeq and is a predicted model, not a curated record. The transcript has 4 exons.